Molecule: messenger RNA, 1974 nt
Organism: Tuber melanosporum (Perigord truffle)
Lineage: Eukaryota; Fungi; Ascomycota; Pezizomycetes; Pezizales; Tuberaceae
Exons: 1
Coding region: 1-1050 (349 amino acids)
Source: RefSeq, a predicted model, not a curated record
AUGGUGAGUGAACAGGUACCUUACGCAAAGAUGCGGAGAACGGCAGCUAGACUUUGUCGCAGAAGGGCGGCUCGGCGUCGCCGUAAAAGGGCGACUCGGCCUUCUAGUCCUUCCUAUCUUCGCGUUUGGUCGGAGCCAUGGCAGCCUAGUCGCCGCGAGUCGGAGCAUCGGAUUUCCUCACUGCUCUGGAUGGCGAUUUCUCCCCCCCUCGAGCGCCGGGAGUUGGGAUAUGGCUUCCCUGCGCCACAGGCUGCUUCGUUGAGGAGGGGUGCGGAAAAGGGGGAGACGGAAACCUCCAAUUCUGCCCCAUUCCAGACAUUUGGCCGCGGUACGCUUUGGUGCUGGGCUACCCCGGACUCGGGUAACCGAUGGAGUAAUGGUUUAUUCCAAGGUUUGCUAGACACGCACAAGCACUAUAUGCCAUCCAACCUAUGCGAACCGUACCCGACCGACUACAAGCCGUAUCCGUGUUAUACAUACAAGCUACAUACGACCGAUCAUACACCAUACACACCGGGCUCAUGCUAUCAUUACUCUCAGGAUGAUUACAAGCCUUAUACCUUCGAUUCGUACAAUCUAGAUAACACAGAGCCAUACACCGCGGAUUCUCCAUUCAAGCAGUGCACCACUCAAAACACCAUAGACCAAGCCCCACCCACCAUCCAUUUGCCUACCCGGGGGCUCGGGGAUACCAUAACCCUAGCCCGAUAUCUCGAUAUAGUCACUUCAAUUCCAAAAUUUAGUCACACACCCGAAGUGGUAGCGCAGAGCUGCCCUAAACAACAUCUCGUCAUAUCUCAAACUCAAACACAGCAACAGCAGCGGCAGCAACAACAGAGACUCCGGGACCAAGGCACGGAAUCUUCUCAAGAGCAUCAAACGCAGCUUCAAACCUCCGCCCUAUUCCAGGCAUUUAGGGCUCUCGCACUAUUGGCUCUCCAUAAUCAAUGCUUAUCAAUCCGACAAUGCACAUCACCAAAGAUCCACCUGACCUAUUUGCAAUGGAGUUCCUCUCUAUCAGCGCCUUCAAUGAGGCUGCUGCUAGUCUAAUCCCGUCUUCACAUCAUCAACCACAAGAAUAUUACCCUUACAUUGAUGACUCAUUACCAACACUAUCACCACUCACUCCCGUUACCACUCCCGCUACCACCACAGAAACACUCCUCUUUGACCCCUUCCCAGACAUUGACACCACAGGCGUGGAUCCGAAGGACCUGAUGAAGGAUUUCCGGGACACAUUCACACAACCAAUACCUCCAGUCCUGCCACCAUCGCCACCACACUCCACACCCUCAACUUCAUCCUGCCCAUCCUCCUCAACACCCACACCCUCCGCCUCGCCCCCUCUAACUCCACCCUCCAAACCCCGUCGUCGCCAACGAAAACUCAGGCGGGAUAUUACGUACGGCUGCGCUCUCCCCACCUGCGCUCUCCCCUCCCACGCCCCUCCCAUUCCCUCGCUUAACCACCACCACCAUAUCGCCGACGACCCAAUGCACAACAAGCGCCUGUGCUGCCGAUUCCCGGAAUGCAAUGCAUGUCCGGGCUUUACUACGCGCAAGGAUCGGGACAGACACGAGGUUUCGAAACACAAAUCUGAGCACAGGUUCGCCUGCUCUGUGUGCGGAUUGGGAAUGGCCAGGCUGGAUAACAUGAGGGUGCAUGUGCGUGGCGUGCAUCCGGGGCUUACGGAGGAGGGGGUUGAUGGCGGGAUUAUCAAGAAGAGGGGGAGGUAAAACGAUGGAUUAAUAUACUAGUAAAAUAGCUCCCAGGAAGUGGGGGUGAGGUUGGGGGUGUUUUUGUUUUGCUUUUUUGUUGUUUUUUCUGAGCGUCUUUGUUUUCCCCCGUUUGUUUUCGCCUUUCUUGUUUUCGCCUUCCUGGUUUAUCCUUUUUUAUUUUCAGCGAUUUUUUUGGCAAUUUUUUUUGCUUUUUUGUAGUUUAGCCACCAUAUUUACACAUCAUGUCUAUUAGUAA